UUUUUUAUUUUUUUUUUCAUAACUCUCUUAUCUUCUUCGUUAAUAAUUUUUUUUGAACACAAAAAAAGUUUAAAUAAAUAUAAAUUAUAUUCGGUAUAUUUCUUAAAUAUAUUUUGAAACAUAACUUGCGUUAAUAACAAAAAUGAGUGAUUUACAACGCAGGAAAUCUUUGUUCCGUUUCUUUGGAAGAAAGAACAAAAGUCACUCUCCUCGUCUUCCUGCUGAUUGUCUAUAUGAAAUUUUUACUCUUCUUAAAGAUGAUACAAAAUCACUUCAUUCAUGUAUUCUUGUUAAUAGACUUUGGUGCGAAACUGCUAUGCCUUAUUUAUGGUCUAAGCCUUUUCGACAGUCAACUCCUCCCCCUGCUUCCCUUAUAAACAAUUUUAUCGCAUGUCUAAGUGAUGAUGAGAGAGCCGAACUUAUUCAAGCUGGAAUAAGAAUUCCUACUGUAUUUAAAAGACCUCCAACUUUUAACUACGCUUCUUUUCUUCCACAUGUUAGUUUAGAAAGUCUUUAUUCUGCUGUUCAUCAAUGGACAUUACAAACCUCUGUAAAACGACGUAGUUUGGCAAAUUAUAGAUGUAAUGAGAUUAAUGAGAUGGCACUUAGUGUAUAUCAUGCCCUUUGUCGAAUAUUCUUUGAUGAUCGUUCAAAUAUUUACUCUUUAAGUUUGGAUCGUCCAAGUAGACAAAAAACUUCUUUAAUGGAUAAAUCUUAUGGAUCUGAUUUACAUGUUCGCAAUAUUAGAGAUUUAUCUAUUCGUUAUACUACCGAUACCUUCCUUUUUGACGCUUUACAUAAACAAGCUGUAAAUAUUGAAAAUUUAUCAGUGGUUAAAUCAUCAGAUUCUGGUUUAAAAAAUUUUAACGAUCAACAAUUUUUAUCGUCGUUGAUAUUUUCUCAACUUAAAUUACGUCAAUUUUCGUUAACAUGUUAUGAUUCUGUUAAUGGAUUUACAUCAAAUGUUUUAACACCACUUGCAAGUCAAUCUGAUACGCUCGUUUCUCUUAAACUUCAUGGUAUUCCUUUCCCUAGUGAUUGUUCUAUUUCAGCCUUGACAAUUUGUUCUAACCUUGAAGAAUUGGAAAUACGUCGUUGUACAAAUGGUCCUGGAUGUAGUAUUGCACCAAUUCAAGCUGCCGAAUUUCCAAAUCUCCGUAAGAUUCGUGUUGUAGAAUCUUCUAUUCUUUGGGGAACCCUUUUGGAUGUUGUUAUUUCAAAAAAUCCUUUAGAUUUGGAAGAAGUUUUAUAUCAACCUUGGGAAGAUGAAGAACAUGAUACUUUAUCAACUUCAAUCAUACAAAGUAUUGCUCAAUGGAAACCAAAAUUAAAAACAUUUGGUAUAGCACUUAGUGCUGAUGAAGUUUCAUUCCUUGAAGAAAUUCUUACCACACCAGAAUGUAAAAUUGAAAAUCUAAGUUUAUUUUCUUUGGGUAGUCCCGAAUGUGGAAUGGAAAAGAUUUGGCCUGAAUUAGGACAUCAUAUGCCCUCCACUUUAAAACAUCUUAAUAUAUGGAUUUUCAUUUGUGCUAAAUCAAUGGAUCAAUUCCUUCAAAAUACGAAAGCCACUUUAGAUUCAUUAUAUGUUGAUGCAUGGGUUGAAGAUUUUCUUUGUCACCCUUAUAGUGACGUUCUAACUCAUUAUCUCAAAGAUAGACCCAUAGAUUUAGCCGAAUUUUUCCACCCGGAAAUUUAAUUAAAAAAUUUUAUUUUUAAUUAUUAUUAUAAUAUUAACACACACAAUAACAAUUUUUUUUUCGUGUUGAGCACAAAAAAAAAAUAAGAAAUUGUUAACAAACAAUAACUAUCAUUCAUUUAUUACUUAAUUUAUAUAGUAUAUAAGGAUGUGAGGCCCUUAAUACUUAAUCGCUCCUUAAUAUAGGAAAUUUGAACUCACAUCCCCUAAACAUUAAUUUUCCGUUAUAUACUGCCGGUUUCAAACAUAUAUUUUUUGUUUAUAAUCUAUUAGCGUAUAUAAUUUUUUUUUUUAUAUUAUUAUUUUUUUC
This is a messenger RNA of Rhizophagus irregularis DAOM 181602=DAOM 197198, 2006 nucleotides long. RefSeq lists its product as uncharacterized. Gene Ontology annotation, molecular function: protein binding. The record is from RefSeq and is a predicted model, not a curated record. Lineage: Eukaryota; Fungi; Glomeromycota; Glomeromycetes; Glomerales; Glomeraceae.